Molecule: messenger RNA, 5548 nt
Organism: Conger conger (European conger)
Lineage: Eukaryota; Metazoa; Chordata; Actinopteri; Anguilliformes; Congridae
Gene: cln8
Product: CLN8 transmembrane ER and ERGIC protein
Exons: 3
Coding region: 260-1117 (285 amino acids)
Biological process (GO): lipid homeostasis
Cellular component (GO): membrane; endoplasmic reticulum
Source: RefSeq, a predicted model, not a curated record
UAGAAUACAGCGAUGUCUGUUUGAAAUGAACAAUUUCCAUCUCGACUGUUUUAUGGUUUCCCGGCUGUUAUCGAGUGUAGUGUGUAUUCUUUUCUUGCUACAAAACAACAUCUUUGUUAUGAUCGGAGCAAUGUGUUCGUUAUUAAAGUUAAUGAGAGGGGCCAGAGACUGGUGAUCCAUGGGAACGCGUGGUAGCAGGUCGUCAGAUCUCCAGUUGAGACCCAGACUAACGUGACAAGACAACUGUAACCGUGCAGUAAUGGCCUCUGGCCAGGACAGCCUGCCUCUGCCCCAAACCUCUGCCAUGGACUACUCCCCCUGGGCCGUGCGUUUCCAGCUGAUCAGCCUGGGCUUCGUCUUCUACAGCGGCGUCUUCCUCCUCUGCCACGUGCUCUCGGCCCGCUGCUUCCACACCUACCGAUCCCUGCAGGCCAAGGAGAAGGUGUUCUGGGACCUGGCGGCAACCCGGGCCGUGUUCGGGGUCCAGAGUGCAGUGGCCGGUCUGCGGGCCCUGACCGAGGACGGUGCCCUGGGGGCAGACAAGGUGGCCGGCCAAGAAGGCUGGUCCUGGUUCGCCAUCUUGACAGCCACCGGCUUCUUCUUCUUCGAGAACGUUGCGCUGCACGCUUCCAGCUUGGCCUUCCGGUCCUUCGACCUGCCCCUGGCCACCCACCACUUCUUCGCUUUGUCAGGGUUUGCCGGGGCGGUGGUGUGGGACUCUUUGGGCCACUUCCUACCCAUGGUGACCCUGCUCCUUGAGAUGAGCACUCCCUUCACCUGCAUAUCCUGGAUGCUUCUUAAGGCCGGCUGGGCCCGCUCGCUCUUCUGGAAGGCCAACCAGUGGGUGAUGAUCCACAUGUUUCAUUGCCGCAUGGUGCUGACCUACUACAUGUGGUGGGUGAGCUGGUGCCAUUGGGAUGCCAUAAACCUGCAGGUGGCGCUCCCACAACGUCUCCUCUUCUUCUCCGGCCUGGCGCUCCUCACCCUUCUCAUCAACCCCAUCUGGACCCACAAGAAGACCAUGCAGCUGCUCAACCCCGUGGACUGGAACUUCGGCAACAAGCUGGCGCCACGAGAGGCUCCGGCUGUGGACGGCAACAAACCGCACAACAACUAACCUGGAAGGGAGUGGCACAGAAGGGGGCUCGGUCUGGACAGAGGUCAAAGGUCACAGGGUCGCAGUGAAGCACUUUUACUAACACUUUGAAUGAUGGCCUGCAAGUUGCAUGAUUCUGAGGAUUUUCAGGUGAGCAUGGACAUUGUAUCACAUACACUGAGCACUUUAUUAGGUAUUUUUUAAAGUUAUUCUGCUGUUGUAGCCUAUCCACUUAAGAGGUUUGACGCGUUGUGUGUUCAGAGAUGCUCUUCAGCAUACCACUGUUGUAAUGUGUGCUUAUUUGCAUUACUGUCACCUUCCUGUCAGCUUUGACCAGUCUGGCCCUUCUCCACUGACCUCUCUCAUUGACAAGGCAUAACUGCCCGCAGAACUGCUGCUCACUGGAUGUUUUUUUGUUUUUUGCUCCAUUCUCUGCAAACCUUAGAGUCUGUUGUGCAUGAAGAUCCCUGGAGAUCAGCAGUUCGAGAUUCUAACCACCCUGUCUGGCAACAAUCAUUCCAUGGUCAAAGUCACUUGGAUCACAUUUCUUCCCUAUUCUGACAUUUGGUCUGAAAAACAACUGAACCUCUUGACCAUGUCUGGAUGCUUUUUUUUGCAUUUAGUUGCUGCCACAUGAUUGGCUGAUUAAAUAUUUGCAUUAACAAGCUGGUGUACAGGUCUACCUAGUAAAGUGCUCAGUAAGUGUAUAUCAUUAUAUUAUUACAUUUUUUUGUAAAGUCUUACUUCAAAGCGUUAUCUGUUUUACAAAUUCACCCUUGACCUCCUGUGUACUCAACUCAACUUUUGUGUGGAAUUUAGUUUUUAAAUGUACUCUUCGAAAAAAUGGUAUAUGUCCAUGUGUAAUUAAAGGAAGAGAACAGGAAGUAAUUUCUGCCAUGACCUUUGGAAAGACCAAGAGUGGUCUUUUGGUCUUUCUGGAAUGAGGUGUUGGCUGGUUGGAAUGCCUGAGGCCAUAGCUGCUUGACUUUGGUAUUUGGGAAAGUUACAUUGUUUUUCUGCACCAGGAUUCCACAUUGGCUGUAUAUUGUAGGCACAAUGUAGAUGGUAUAAUGUAUAGGGCGGCCUGUAGCGUAGUGGUUAAGGUACAUGACUGGGACCCGCAAGGUCGUGGAUAAAAGUCUCAGCCAAAUGACAUGUAAUGUAAUGUAAUGUAUAGGGGAAAUGGACUGUCGAUGUUCACAGCAUGCUACUACCUGUCUCCUCCCAGCCUUCUCUGCUUGGUCUAACACAAACAUCGAGUAAGAUGAAAUGGCCACAAUUAACCAGAAAGUUUUCGUUGAAUAUAUAGAGGAAGCAGUCAUGGUAACUUUGAGGUAUUAAGUAGUUCCAGUUUAGCCAUUUUAAAUGCUGGGCAUGUGCAUUUCCUGCCCUGUGUUCCCAGGGCAGGUUAACUCUGGUCCUGGCGUGCCAGUGUGUAUGCACGUUUUUGUUUCCACCAAUUACCUUGGCUAAAUGAGUGAAUUGGCUACAUAGACUAAUACUGGUUCAUUCAUAGAUUGCUGUAAAAUGUCCACAUUUCCAAUCUUUUAGGCAGUUGCACAUUGGAUUUGAUAAUAUAUUAAAAUAAAUAUUUACUUUACAUUUGGGGGGAGGAAAAGUACAGUUUUUUUUUUUUUCAGUUUCAACUGGAGCGUAUUGAUAAUAAUUCUGUAAGUGUAAACAAAUAUUUUCAUGUGCAAUCUUUUAUUUUUUGGUGAGCUUUACUCAGCGAGGCACUGCAGAGGUUUUCCACUGACCAGUACCUUCACUCUAUAAGUUUGCUGAUUCAGUUUCCCAAAUUUCUAGCUUGGCCCUUGGUCAUAUACUCAGUUUUAAUAUCCCUUCUCUUGUCUUGUUUUCUUCAUCCCUCGUAGGUUUAGUGUGGUUCGAUUUGCGGUCAGAAUAUGGAAGGUAUCCUUCCAUAAACCUGACUCAUAGCAGCGCAAAGAAGUGCCUCAUAUCUCAUGAGAUAUUGUUUAAGUCAAACUAUUCUUGUAAUUAGAAGAAAAAAGAAAAAGGAAAAACAUAUAUUCUUUUUACAUUAUCACUGUUCGAAAUGCUCUGAAUUGCAUUUAAAUUGUUCUUCAUGAAGAAUAUUUUGGAAGAGCAUGUCAUUUUUCCCCCUAAUAAUUGAAAAUGGUUUAAAUGUAUAAAAAUAAGCUUAGCAUGCUGUGCUGUGUACUUCAGAGAAAGUAAACCCCCGCAGGCCAGCUGCAAAUCAAUCACAAUCACAGUUCUAAUUACAAUGUUCCCAAUGGGUUAAGAUUGAAGUUGUGUUCAGAUGAAAGUAAAGUGCAGUGGGGCUUUUUCUGGAGAGCAAACUCGUUGCUUACAAACCAGGAACUUUAACUUUUCGUUUUUUUUAAAACAAAACCAGACAACGACCCUCUAUCAUAAAUUUAAUGAGUGCUAGAAAAAUGGAAAGCAAAUCCUUGAACAGUGUUGCUUUUACAUGGUGGUCAUUCUCUGUCGAAUAGUGGUCCUAUAAGCAACUUCAAUUUCUGUAUUUGUGGUCCAAUUUUCAAUCCAAACCUUGUUUUCUGGCAUAACCACACAAUAGUAAUCUGCCUGUAAAAGUGAAUGAAAAUGUUGGAAUUACAGUUGAGGCAGUUGAGAAACUGGUGCAUGUCUUUGGUUUGCCCAAACAAAGCUAAUGAAAUCGCAGAUCCCAACCAUUAGAAAUAUAGAUAAUAACAGUAUUAAUAAUAAUAAAGUAUUCUUGAGUGUCGAGGGGAUUUUCACAAAACUAAUAUGUAGUUUUAUGCCCCAGUUCUGCUGGGGUUAAGUUUUACUCAUGAAAUCAUGACAUAAAUUUGGCCAUGAUAUGAAUAGCGAAAAUGUAAUUCAUUUCAUGGGAAUGGUUUUUCAUCAAAAUUACAUUUCAAUGGUUCAGUUAAGGUGAGGCUGUAAAUCAGAGAAGUUUGCAGGUCCAUCUUUAGAAACCCUACCUGUACAUAUGCAUCUGUGACGUGGAGAGAUUAGCUUGCUUGAGUGAGAUAAAUCUUGAAAAAUGACUUUAGCCCCACCUAUUGGUGUGGUGUAGUAUAACAUGAGGUGUCUUUUUUAUUGCAUAUUCUUUUUCAAUAAUCAAAAAUACCCUAUUUAUCAAUUUGGUUUAAAUAUGUGAAUAAAUAAAGUAUGCAUCCCUCAAAAAGCAAUAACAUUUGGUAUUAUAUGUAACAUUUGAUCUGCAAUCUGAAGUUAAGUGGAACUGUUGGGAUUUGAAUGGGAGACGAAAGAACUGGGGCCAAAUUCCAAACGCAUUGCAUUGUGCAACACAUAGAAAUAUGUUUGUUAAUGGUUGAGAGUACUGUAUUCUUCACAAACUCAGGUGUGUGAGUGCUUGUAUCAAUGGCAAGUUCCCUGUAUAUGGUCGGGUCUCACAUACUUUGGCAUAUAUUCAAUAAGUGUACUCCAACUAUGCUUGGAAUUGCCAGAAGUCCUUGCUAAUGCAACACUGCUUAUUUGCAAUGAGGGAAAAAAAAUGCUAUUGAGAAUUUUGGUACAUGAUUUAGUCGGUUAUCUUAUUUUGUCAGCACAUAUACCUAACACGCAUAUAUACACCCUAAAAGAUUUCAGAUUAUAUUGACGGCUUCUUUUGAAACGUGUCAGGAAAAAAUAUGGAGGGGAUAGUGAUGGAAAAGUCAAAUACAAUCAAUUUUCUACAAACUGCAAAUGUAUGUACUUCAUGAUACAUUCUGGUAGUAUAUUCCUCACACAGGUUAUGGUGUUUGUCUGCAGAGUGAGUCCAUUAGGUCUGUGAUCUAUGAAAGGUUUCAUGAAGAUUCAGUUUAUUAAUAGUAUUAAUAUUCAUGUUGUUUUAGAUUUACAUGUAUGUAAUUGCCAUAAGUGCCAUUUGCCAAAGUGUUACAGAAACAAUACCAGUCUAUUUCCAGUGAUAUUUUUCAUAUAUUUUCAAGUUUUGUUGAUAUUUGAAACUGACAGUUCAUCAUUAUGUUGGUUGUUGCUUUAUGACAUGAUCUAAAUGGUAUUGACUGCUAAAAGAUCUAUAGAAUUUGUAUGUCUGGUUUUCCACAUUUCUGCUUUUUACACUGUUUCUAAUUCUCACAGCAUGGACUGUGGAAGUUCAAACAAUAAUUUGAUGUGCAGUGAAACGCUAUUGGGAUUGUUACUGAUAAUUCGAUUUUUAAAGUUUCUGCAACUGUUUGAAAGCUAUUCCUAUGAGUGUUUCCUUUGAGUGUUUUGGACCUUUUUUAUUAUUAGGUACUAAAAAAUACACCUUUCCUUCAUUUUAAUUAAUUCAAAUUGUCCAUAUUGUGAAAUGAUGCCUAUGGCUAUGAGACAUUCAUUUUUUGCGGUUUAAACUUGAAAGGACAUGGUUGCACCAAAUAUGUUAGAUAAACCAUUUAUUUUGGUGCAAAGUCUGCAAAUUUCUAAUCUGUUUUGUGAAUGACUAAUAAAUGUCUUUAACAGCUUUAUGUAACAUUCAAA